Messenger RNA from Wasmannia auropunctata (little fire ant), 3170 nucleotides. RefSeq names its product exocyst complex component 2 (gene Sec5). Lineage: Eukaryota; Metazoa; Arthropoda; Insecta; Hymenoptera; Formicidae. Gene Ontology annotation, biological process: exocytosis; Golgi to plasma membrane transport. The transcript is spliced from 11 exons. The record is from RefSeq and is a predicted model, not a curated record. Gene Ontology annotation, cellular component: exocyst. Bases 297 to 2978 code for a protein of 893 amino acids.
UAUAUCUUGUCAGUAGAAAUACAAACAAUUAAAAAUAAUUUUUCCAAUUGGCGAUUUCGUUCGGUCAAGUUUACCCUGGGAUACGAAUCCCAGAUCGAGGUUGCGUCUGCGUACACUACGUCGCGGAUGUUAGUCAUGUUUUUAAAAGUGGGUCGCGAUUGUCGCGAUUCACGAAUCGUGAUCAACACACACGUUUACGGUUUAUCGCUGUGGUGGUCAGCAUUUGUCGAAUAAUUGACAGUAGUCAAGUGUUUUUGCGUAAUUUUGCGAUCAUUAUUGACAUUAUUGCUGAUGGAAUGGGACCUCUACCCGUAGUCACUGGAAUAUCACCCAAGGAAGGUCCACCCGGCACUCGGGUGAUAGUGCGUGGCGAAUUUUUAGGGAAUAAAUCUCAGGAUCUUAUAGGAUUGACUAUAUGUGGAUGUGACUGUCUGCUUUCGGCCGAAUGGAAGUCAUCGAACAAAAUUAUAGCGAGAUCAGGGCCUUGCAAAGGUCGCGGAGAUAUAAUAGUGACAACUCGAAGCGGAGGACAGGGGACCUCGACCGUACAGUUUCGGGGUUAUCACGAGACUAUAGGCCCGAUGAAGGAGUCGGCAGUAUGGGUGGAGGAAGCACCUAUGCAGAGUUUGGGCUGGGGUAGAAGGGCUUUGUCACCUACAAACUAUCAACAGGAAGAUCCUUUGGGGCUUAGUGUAGAAGGCAAUGACAAAAAAUUUCCUGAGGAUGAGCUGAUUGAACUUUUUGGAGAUGGAAGUGGAGAUCUUACGAGUGAAAAAUUUCAUCCGGGAUGGUUUUUACUUCAGCAUCAUCAUGCCACCACUUUGGAAGAUUUAAAGGCUGGUUUAGCUUAUCUUCGAAGAAAAGUCAACUCUCAAAAGGAAGGACAAUUGUCAUUUUUAAAGGCCAAUGUAGGAGCGGUAAUGGAGCAACUUGACACGAUAAUGUUGUUAAAAGAUCAAUUUGAAGCAGAUAUGAAGAGCUACGGUAGCGAUCCUACGGAGAAAUUGGAAACAGCUAUCAGGCAGUCUAUGUCUGAGGCUAAUAAAUUAUUUGAUGAUGUAUUAGCGAGGAGGGAUAGAGCUGAUGCCACGCGUAACGCGUUGGCCGUUAUGCAACGUUACAAAUUUCUCUUUUGUAUGCCGAUAAACAUCGAGAGAAAUAUCAAGCGUGGCAAUUAUGAUCUCGUAAUUAACGACUAUGCCAGAGUUAAGAAUCUAUUUAAGAAUACAGAGAUAGAUGUCUUUAAAAAGGUACUGGAGGAAAUCGACGGUAGAAUCAAUAAUUUUAAAGUGUUGUUACGGAAAAAAUUACAAGAGAUGCCAUUUAGCUUAGAGGAGCGUAAGAAGAUUAUUAGAAAUCUCGUCAACCUUGAUGCCGAAGGUGACCCAGCGUGGGAUGCAAUAGUUUCACAUGCAAAUUACUUAGAGAAAAGCGUUGCCAAUGCUGUAUAUGAGCAUUCGGACAGAGUUAAAAUGAAUUGUGAAGAUGCGAGCAAAAUGCCCAAGUCCACAUCGAUAAAUAUCAAGCAUUUACGCUCGCAGAAGAAUAAUGGAGAUAGUUCACCACCGCAAAUCUCGUGCGUCGAAGUAAUUUGCGAUAUUGUAGUCGAACAGUUGCCAGACCUCUGGAGAUUGGGACAGAGUUAUUUCACGGGGCAGUUACAUGUGAUGGUAGACGUGGAAAAGCAAAGUCAUUUUAAAAAUUUAGUUUUAUCGAAUAUGCAACAUGCCAUGGGAGCUAUGAAGAAUAUGUGCAGUCAUGAUGCAGAGGCAAGGUGGCUUUUACAUAUCUUACGUUGCGUUCGACAAAUGUAUGCAUCUUUGAUACAUCUGGAUUUACCUAGCGAAGCUCUCGAUAUUUUUGGAUCGUUUAUAUUGGAUUUAAGGAUACAGUGUUUGAUUGCUCUCUUCAAACAAGGAGCGGACAAUACAACAGCUCUGAGUCAAAGAGAAACGUGGCAGAUAGAAUACUUGAACGAGGACGGUGGUGUAACUAAACUGCCAUACCUCUUUGAAGAAAUAGUUUUGACGAUAUCGAGACACGCGCGAGAAACAGUAAUCGCUUGCGGUCCAAGAGAAGGGCCGUUAUUCAAUAAUCCAGCCCAUCAGAUUCUCUAUCACAAUACCAUUAAGACAUUGUUCAUAUCAUUCGCACGGUGCCUACAACAAUUGGCGUUUAGCGGCUGCGAGGAAGCCAUGGAUAACGAUGAAACAUCGGUUUCACAACUGAUCGGCUCACCUUCUGGCUAUAAAAAUAAAACCAAUAAACAUCAAGGACCAACGUGGGAGCAGUGCCUCUUAAUUUCAUUAAGUAAUAUACGAUACACGCUAAAUAUCGUUUUACCAAGAAUCGGAGAGACCCUAAAAGUGCAAGGCUACCCGGAAUUAUCCAUUGCUGCUGGAUGGAACUCCGAUUGGACACAAUUGGAAACGCUGGACAGUGCCGUUCUGGACGCAUAUCUAGAACGCCGUUGCGAUCCACUUGUCGGCACGAUAGAGCCUAGUAUGUAUUUAGGCGGUUUGGAAUGGGACUUUGACACGGAGCCGACCCAUUUGAAACCGUAUGCCCAAGAAAUAUUGGCGAAUCUAAUCGCGGUACACGCAGAGGUACGCAGAGUUGCACCAGCUUUGUUACAACGGAUUCUGUCUCAUAUAAUAGAGACCAUAGCGGAGGAACUUGCGCGACUCAUGUCGUGUGUUACGCAAUUUCGUCCUGCCGGAAUUGUUCAAGCUCGAACGGAUAUAAUACUCUUGAGAAAUGCCCUGCAAGCUUACAGCACAAGUAGAGCGAGAAGCUUUUUUGAGGAAGCUCUGGAUGCGAUACCUCAGCCCGUGAACAAAGAAGAUCGCAUGAGAAUAGAUGCUCUUUUGUCAAAAGUCGCAACGUGCAUGCGACUGCAGUUGUCAUGUCUUACCAGCGAGGUAACGGAAAAUGUUCGUAAUUUAACGACGGAUCCUGAACGCGUUACUAUUGUGUAAUAUAUAACGACCAAAGUAGUACGUAAUGAUUGGACGGAGACAUUGUAAAUUAUUAAAAGAGUUCUAUUGUAUUUACGUAAACACACAAUGUAGUGCAUUAUGUACAAUGGAUGCGAAAUGUCGAAUUCUCGAAUUCUUGCCAUUUUUAUUUUGAUUGCAAUCAGUGUAAAAUAGACUUCAUUAUAUAAUCAA